UAUGGGAAAGGUCCUUAGCGCGAAGAGAAUCUAGACGCAACCCUGAUUGGCGCCCUGGUGACAUCAUUCAUGUGCCCUCGGUGCGCGCACCUAGUGAUCGCUUGGUCGUCCUGACAGUGGCCGCUGUUGUUGGUGGGAGUGGCCGUGAAGCAGGGGGAGCAGCAGCAGAACUUGAAAAACAAUGGCAGCAGACGCUUCCGCGGAGAUGUUUUCUAAAGUGAUGGAGAGUCAGUUAUUACAGACUACCAAACUGAUGGAGGAGCAGCUGGAUGCACAGCUAGAUAAGCUAGAUAAGAUGGACGAAGAUGAAAUGGAACAUCUGAAAGAAAAGCGUCUGGAAGCUUUAAAGAAGGCUCAGCAACAAAAACAGGAAUGGAUAUCCAAAGGGCAUGGUGAAUACCGAGAAAUACCCAGCGAGAAAGACUUCUUCCAAGAAGUGAAGGAAAGUAAAAAUGUUGUCUGUCAUUUUUACAGAGACUCUACUUUCAGAUGUACGAUCAUGGACAAACAUUUGGCUUUGCUGGCCAAGAAGCAUAUUGAAACAAAGUUCCUGAAACUGAGUGUGGAGAAAGCCCCUUUCCUAAGUGAAAGACUCCGCAUAAAAGUCAUCCCAACUCUGGCAUUGGUGAAAGAUGGAAAGACAAAAGAUUACGUGGUUGGGUUUACUGACUUGGGCAAUACAGAUGAAUUCACCACUGAGACUUUGGAAUGGAGACUUGGCUGCGCUGAUAUCAUUAAGUACAGUGGAAAUUUAAUGGAACCCCCAUUCCAAAGUCAGAAUAAAUCUGGCAGUAAAUUCAAGAAACUGGAAAAGAAGACUAUACGAGGAAAGACGUAUGACUCAGACUCUGACGAGGAUGAUUAGAUACGGCCCUUUACCGGACAUGAUUCACGAAGAAGGCUCCAAGAUCUGAUAGGUCACACAAUUAUCAUUACAGUUUUGCAGACACAUUGGUCUCUAAAUUAGUCACACAAGCUUUGUUUCUUGCUUGAAGUUAGCACUUCAAAGCAUUGGAAUUAGAUUUGCACUAAACGGUCUAUUAAAUGCAAGUUGUUUCUAAGAGAAAAAAAACAAAGUUUUUUACUUUGGGCCAAAAUAUUCAUGUACUACAAAACAAAAAUACAGUAAUAUUAUCCCAUCAAUGAUUACAGAUUAUGUAUUUUUAUGAAAAGCUUCAUUCAUAUGGCAUUUGAGGAGUCUGCACUUCACUUCAAUUUAUUACAUUAAUAACAUUUAUACCUUUUUGUAGUCGUUUACAUAGCAGGUUGUUCCUAAUUGUGUGCACCACAGUAGAAUGUUUUUGUAGACAUGUGAUGGUUUCCCCCAUAUGGGAGUGGAGUGAAAAUUUGUAACCUGUUUCAAGUUGCAUUCAUUUAUUCCAAGGAUGACAUUCUUAAAAGAACAACGGGGCCUUAUUAGAUAUAUCAGCAUCACAAUGAAAAUCGUUUUUCAUGUUAAAAUAUUCCUUUUUUUACACACAAUUUGAAAUAAUAAAGUUUGAAGCAGAGGAACUCA
This is a messenger RNA of Pseudophryne corroboree (corroboree frog), 1516 nucleotides long. RefSeq names its product thioredoxin domain containing 9 (gene TXNDC9). Gene Ontology annotation, cellular component: cytoplasm. The record is from RefSeq and is a predicted model, not a curated record. The transcript has 5 exons. Lineage: Eukaryota; Metazoa; Chordata; Amphibia; Anura; Myobatrachidae. Gene Ontology annotation, biological process: microtubule cytoskeleton organization. Bases 182 to 865 code for a protein of 227 amino acids.